Anastrepha ludens (Mexican fruit fly) is the source of this 6255-nucleotide messenger RNA. RefSeq names its product phosphoinositide 3-kinase adapter protein 1 (gene stumps). Lineage: Eukaryota; Metazoa; Arthropoda; Insecta; Diptera; Tephritidae. Bases 1090 to 4866 code for a protein of 1258 amino acids. The record is from RefSeq and is a predicted model, not a curated record. The transcript is spliced from 9 exons. Gene Ontology annotation, cellular component: cytosol. Gene Ontology annotation, molecular function: transmembrane receptor protein tyrosine kinase adaptor activity; fibroblast growth factor receptor binding.
CGUAAGUUGGCACGGCCGUCGAAAAAGCAGAGGCCAAUUUGAAUCGACGAAACCGAGCGUCGUAAACAUACCGAAUACAAAUUCAUAUCGAAAUGAAAACAACAACAAAAAACACACACAUAGCGGGCGCAAAACGGGCGGCAUAGAAAAAUUAAAUGUGUACGUAGAUAUAAACUGAGACCCGGCAUAAGAAGUGAGCUGGGUGGCAGAAAGGUGUUUUGUUAGCUAUUUACAUAUGUAGGUAUGUAUGUACAUAUGUAUGUAGGUAUGUAACUGACUGGGCUCUGUAAGCUAGUGAGCGCCCUAAAAGCAUUCUCAUAGCGGGCGCGCGCUCUGAAACUUAUUUCGCCUACACUGAGGAGCGUAGUGGCGCUGAGCUAUUUUCAUUUUCGUUUUGGUAACGAGUAAACAGUUCGGCGUGAAACAGUUUUGUGCUUGUGGCGGGCGUGAUUGAAUUCUGAUUUAAUGAAAUUGAUUUAAAGUACGUACGAGUAUGUAGCGAAAAUAUUUUCGGACGUUUUCGGAAUAAUUAAAAACGAAAUAAGUGACCACAAAAACAAGUGCAUAGUGCAGAAAAAAGCUCUCGCAGGCAGAAAGGGACUCUCGUUCAUUUUUUUUUGUGUGCUAUUUGGUGUGAAAAUCUGUUGUACUUUCGGGAUGAAAGAAUCAAAAAUGAAAAUAUAACAAAAACAAAAAAAAAAAAAAUUACUCUAAAACAAAUACAGUGCAUUUGUAGUUCAAAAGCAGAAGGGAGCGUGAAAAAAAUAUAAAUCUUUGCAGCAGAAAUGUUAUGAGUUUUUCCCAAGAGUAAAAAAAAUAGCUCUCUUUCUUAUUGUUAUUAUGAAUUUGUAAUAUUAAACGCACCACGCGCAGCAACGCUUAUACUGUUUAACGGCACAUCCGGCGGAUAUUCGUUUUUGGUUAUCUUCAUAUUGACAGCGACCGGUGGACACAGUGGAGCUGGCUUUUAAAAGUAAACUCGCGCCCAAACAUAGUCGUCUGCUGGUGCAACAAGUGCAGUGCCAAAAUUUUGUCGCGCAGCGAACGACGCAGAGUUCGUGGUAUCUUUUCUAACGGAAGUUUGACAAAAUGUCUGUGGACAAUCCAUACUACUUCUACAAUGACAGCAAAUCGCCACGCACACCGGAUUCGCAGAGCUCCAGCAAGGCGUUUUCGAUAUUCAAGAGACGCAAUUCAAAAGGCAGCAGUCCGCGCGUCAUCAUACCGGAACAAACGCGGCUAAUCACUUCGGCGAAUCUCGACUCGGCAGCCACAAUGGCACUAGGCAGUCCUCGUGGCAGUUUCGGUUCUCUGGGCGGCUUCUCACAACAAUCUUUUGAACUGCAGCCGUUGAUGUAUCGUCAGCGUUCGUCGAACUCACAUUCGGAAACGUUCCGCGAACGGCUGGGCUCCUACAAUGAAUCGAAUUCCAGUAGCGUUGGCGGUGGCGGUGGUGGAGGCGCAGACUUUGAUGAUGUCUUUUGCAUGUCGCCCUCAAGCAAACAUCAUCAUACUCUGCCAAACAGCAAUACUCGACGUCAUUCCUUCGGCAAUUGGCGGCAGGCGAACGAACGCCAUCACCACAAGAACACGGCACUCAGCACACCGGAUGAGGUGCCAAAUAUGAUGGCCCCACGACCGCCCGUCUUAUCGCCAAACAAGUAUCGCGGCUUGCAUCGACGAAGAGAUAACUGCGGCACAGUGAGCAACUCAUCAUCGAACGGUUCGGGUCCCUACAAUAUGGACGACAUACUCAUUAUCACAGCGAAGCAUAGCGAACGCGCCAUAUUGCGCGCCAACUUCUUGAAGAAUCACUUCGAUAAGAUCACAAAGCAACGUGGCCGCAAGCCAUUCAAUUUUUUACAUAUCAAAAUCGAAGAUGGCCCCUUCAGCGAGGAGAUCGCGCACAAAUACCAAAACACAGCCUUACAGAUUGUCAUACUCUGUCCGGCACUAUUGGCGCUCUCACACUCAUUUCUACUCUCGCAAUUAACCGCUAUUAUACGUGUGGAGAAAGUGUUGGGUAUUUUGUUGGAUAUUACCGAAGAAAAAGUCAAGGAAAUACAAAAAACAGCACUGCCAAAUUACUAUAAGUGGCGUCGCUGCACUAUACGCGACAACGAUCAGGCACAAAUAAGCAACAUACUUGGAAUAGCCACAGAUAUCUUGGGUCGCGCACUCUGUCAGCGCCCACCGUGUCAUGAUCACAGCAGCAUAUCGCGCAGUUUCUCCAGCUGCUCGGAGGGUUUUACUAUACUGCCGAAGAAAGUGAAGAUUGGACAAAAUAAGGUUGUGGCUAUGCUAGCCGAACCGCUGGAAAAGGAUGAUACAAUCAAGAUAAUGGUAGAGAAAUCCGGAGAGCUAAUUGAGAUAAGAAAUUUCAAAUGUCGUAAUCCAUUCACAGUGCAGUUCUCCAUACCAGAGUCCUGCAUGGAAAUAUCCACCAUGGUCGAAAUACGCAUAGAGAAGAACGAGAAGAGUCUUGGCGCGCGUCCAAUCAAAUGCGAAAGUCGUAUGCGUGAGCUGGAACAGCUAUUACGCACUGAAGACUCACCCAUUGAAUUCAUGUGCCACUCAUUGGGUAUCGGACCAGCAGAGCGUGAUGUGCUCGAUUUGCAUUUGCUACAGUGCUUCCAGAAAAAUAUGCCGCCCAAUUUUCAUUUGCUCAAUGGCCCCUACGAGAAGCAGCAUCACUUCCUAACCAUACGCGAAUCAAGUCCCGAGGAAUAUCCCACGCUGUUACACUUCGCGGCACGUUGGGGUCUUAAUCGCCUUUGUAUACAGCUGAUGGAGUGCCCGGGCGGCGACACAGCAUGCGGCAUACGCAACUGCACUGGCAAAACACCAGCCGAAUUGGCCGAACAGGAGGGGCAUCACAAGCUGGCGACGAACAUUGUCAGCUUCUCCGAGUUUCAUGAGCUCACCACAAUGUAUCACUACUUUAAGGGUAUUAGUGGAACUGGCACGCAUAACCACAACAAUCAGCCAAUGGUAAAUGGCAAAAUAGAUAACAACAAUCAAAACCUCAACAAUCCGAGUAGCAACAAGGUCGUGAUUGAGGUGGUAAAAUCGACACCAGCCUCACCAAAAGUCAAGCAACCCAAACCACAGAAGCCCAUUCCGCAAGAACCACAGGAAACACUGUCUGCGGAGUAUAUGGAAAUGUCAAGCGGUUCGGAGCGUGAAAACACACCUGACGCUAAGCCGAAGGUGGAGACAUUAGCCGUGUCGAACUUGAAUUAUAUUAGCGUUGAAGCAGAAGAUGAGAAUUUGCAGGGCUCGUCCGCAGACGUAUGUAAGAAUUUCGAGAAAGUAUUAACCACACCGGAGAUAACUACAAAUGAACUGCGUAUAAGUGAGCCACCCUAUUAUCAAUCAAAAGAGCAGAACAAAUCUGUCGAUGUAACCGAUUCACCCUAUCAAACUGACAAGUUCAGUCACGAAUGCUCACAAUUACUCGAGAACUGCAGCGGCACCACAGCUGGUAAUGACUAUGUGCUACAACCCGCCAAUAUGCCAAUUCCACCAAAGCUGGUUACUACACAAACGCCAGCAGACAUAGCCAGCGCGAAUGCUGAUGACGGCAACUAUCUCUUCCAACCCUCUAAUCGACCGGUUGAGGAUGAAUUGUUGCCACAAAACCGGCUCAGUCUGACGCGUUCGUUGAGCUCAUCUUCGCGCCCCGGACAAAACCCCACGUACGGCACAUUGAAACGCACCGCUUCGGAUGCAUCGAGCGCGACAACGCGUUCGAAUGCCGAUGACGAGCUGGCCGAGAUAAUGCACGACUUCAAGAACAAUGUGCUCAGCAUACGCGAUGUGGAGGUGUUGGUUGAAAAGUGGAAGCAUCGCAACGAUGUGCAACAGAGCUUUCGUGAAAAACAAGAACAAAUCGAUCAGAUGCGUAAGGAGUACGAGCGUAUACAGGACAAUCUCAGAUCGCAGCUAAAACGGGAGACACCAUUCGAAAAAAUCAAGAAACUCUUCUCACGCCAUAAGUCCACAACGCCGCUGUCGGAGAAAACCGUCGGCACGGAUAGUGCGCUCGAUGAAACCAAAUCAUCUAUCACGACAAGUUCAAGCUUCAAAUCUUCACAACGUCCCAUUAGCUCACUAAGCUUGCAGAGUGUGUCAUCAUCUUCAUCGUCUGGCCGCCUUAGCACCGGUAGCAACUGCAGCGGCACAUCACUAGGUGACUCCGGCACACACUCCGACCACGAAGAACGACGCUUCGGUUGUCGGCUCGGUUCGCCUGGAACGUUAAUGGACAACUAUCUCGUACCACCACCACCGCGACCAGUGCUCACACCUAACUCAACCCCCGGCGAAGAGCGUCAUCAACUGGUCUUUCCCUCACCGAAAUCAUCACACCAAAGGCUAAACACGCCGACAAGUCCCACCGGCAGCGAGCACUACCAGAUGUUUCCAUCGAACAUACCUGUUUACACCAGCCAAAAUCUGUCAACAUCACAGCCAAAUAACUAUCUGAAUACAAUAAUGGAGGCAAAAGAACACGAUGGUGGUGGUGGUGGUGGUGCUGCUGCUGCUGCUGCUGCUACUACUACCAACAGCAGCAACAACAGUCAUCAAUACCAAAAUGGUGUGACAUUGCAGCCAAUCAAAAUUAACGAACGCUCAAAUAUCAUCUACGGCAAGCUGAUGAAAGCAUCGCCCACAUGCAGCUCCUUCAAACCGAAACAGGUGGCUGUGCCGCAGGUGGGUAGCAUUGAAGUGCAGGCAGAGGUUUAUCAGAAUAUCGGCUCCAAUCUGGAACACAUCAAAGAGGGCGAAAUGGCAAAGGAUUUGGUGAAAGAGAAUACGACAGGCGAAACAGCGACUGAAGCGCCAAACUAUAUGAACUGCUGAGCGGCGCGAAGAGGGAGAAAGAAAGAGUAAGAGUAAGAGCAUACGAGAGAGAGAGAGAGAGGGGCAGGUAGUAAAAGUCGAGAAAAAAUAUGAGGAGUUGCCUAGUAUCAGCAAGCCUUGAAACUUGCGUUGGAGUUCAGGAUCGUCGAAGGUUUUUGCCAACGCUCGCAUAGCGAAGAUCAACUCACCAUCUUUACAACUUCUAAAAUAUAAUUUUUAUAUAAUCUUAUGUGCAGUAAGUUUUAGCAUAGGCAUGAGCAUAAAUCAUUACAGCUAUUUAAGUCGCAAAAAAAAAAUCACACAUUUCGGUGAAAGCUCAAAAUAUUGUAAAUAAGCACAAAACUGUUGAAAACUCUAGUAUUUUUUAAGUGUUAACAAAUUUAAGUUGUAGUUGUAUGUUUAAUUGAUUUGCGUUUAUCAAAACGUUGUAUUUAAAAGAAUACGAAAUGAGUAUGAACUAGUUGACAACAUUAAAAUAAUCUAUAAUUAAAAAAAAUAAUAAUUAAAAAAAUAUUAAUAAUUAAGAACUCGAAGCAAGGACGCGAAUAAACUCGAUUUGUUAGCGCCAGCUUUCUUUCAUUUAAGGUUAUGGGCAAAAUGUUCGAAGGCGAAUUAAAUCUAACUGAGACUCUUUUUCACUGCAGACAUUUGAGACUGUUAUGAAAAAUUUAACAAGAAACCGUUAGAAUGGAAGACCUUAGAAUUUAAGUACAAACGCAAAAGCAAAUAGCCCUUCAGCGCGCCCGGCGAGAAUUGAAAUUCGAGACCUGGUGGUGCCGUGGUGGCAAUCGUUUGAAGAGUCUCAACUACAAAUUGACCAAAAAAUGUGUGAGUAUUCGAUAAAAAAAAAUAUUCUCGAAAAUAUUCACUAUUUCCUUUCCACAAAUCAUUCACCAAACUUACUUGUAUCUGAGUUAAGUAUUCUUAUAAGGAUUCUAUAGAUUAGCGUUUUAAAUGUACAGCAACAACCAAACUAAUUGCACGCAUAUCAUCACUGGUUAGUUAGAAAAGUAAAUUAUUUUAUUAUGUAGUUAAAAUUUUAUUUUUCAAAAUGUAUGACUACACCUUUUUCUUAUAAAAGGGUUUAACUUUAAGUUUGUAUGUAUUGAAGGCAAUCAAAUAAAAACGAACAAACCAACGAUUUUUAUUUUUCAGUACAAUUUAUUUGCUUUAUAUUCGUGUGAAUAUUUUGUAUGCUAUUUAAAAUAACCAAAAUGUACGUUUUUUUUAAGAAAUUCUAUUCAAUAUAAAAAAUUAUUACUUAGGAUUAUAAAAAACGGCAUGCACAUUCACAUGUAUGUAUGUUUGUAUGUAUCGAUGAAAGUUCUCGCAAGAAUUAAAAAUCAUAAUAAAUACCGAUUUUAUAUGUAAAUUGCUGACUAUUCUUAA